This is a messenger RNA of Gigantopelta aegis, 517 nucleotides long. RefSeq names its product sodium-dependent lysophosphatidylcholine symporter 1-B-like. The transcript is spliced from 5 exons. Gene Ontology annotation, cellular component: membrane. The coding region runs from base 56 to 517 and encodes 153 amino acids. Gene Ontology annotation, molecular function: symporter activity. The record is from RefSeq and is a predicted model, not a curated record. NCBI's taxonomy places the organism in Eukaryota, Metazoa, Mollusca, Gastropoda, Neomphalida, Peltospiridae. Gene Ontology annotation, biological process: carbohydrate transport.
GCCAAUCUAGUGUGACAUUAUUGAUUAACUUACUCUACGUUGUUUGUUUGGAAUCAUGUCCGACUUUGUGAUGUAUCGUCGACUGAAUGAUACAGAUCGAGACAGUGCUGAUGGCGAAGAUACGUUACCUGUAUGGAGAAAGUUGUGCUUUGCGCUAGGUGGUGCUCCAUUUCAGAUCACCAACAAUGUGUUGGGAUUUUUUCUUAACAUUUUCUUGCUGGAAAUAUCACAGAUACAGCCUAGGUACGUCUCCCUCGUUAUCUUCCUGAGCAAGGUGUUUGACGCAUUCUCCGACCCCACCUGUGGAUAUCUCGUCAAUAAGUCACCUCCGUCACGGUUUGGGACACUAAAGCCUUGGAUAUUGCUGUCUACUCCGUUUACGUGUACUGCUUACUUCUUCCUGUUUUUCGUGCCGGACUUGUCUGAGGAAGGCAAAGUGGCGUAUUAUCUUCUCGUGUUGUGUCUCUUCCAGGCGGGAAUCUCCGUACGGUUUUUAUUGGAUUCGAUCAUAUUUUGA